Amphibalanus amphitrite is the source of this 1393-nucleotide messenger RNA. RefSeq names its product protein obstructor-E-like. Gene Ontology annotation, molecular function: chitin binding. Bases 401 to 1075 code for a protein of 224 amino acids. Lineage: Eukaryota; Metazoa; Arthropoda; Thecostraca; Balanomorpha; Balanidae. The record is from RefSeq and is a predicted model, not a curated record. The transcript has 6 exons. Gene Ontology annotation, cellular component: extracellular region.
UAUCUUCAAGCACAAUUGACGCGCAGAAAAUUCUGGUGUCUUUUAGCCCUCUUAUUGAUAGGCUCGGUCGUAGAUGCCUAUACCUAUCAGUAGCAGCGGGCAUAAUAGUCCCUCUGCCCUAUCUCCCUCCGAAAAUCUCACGACCUGCUGGACCGAUUUUCACCAUUCAAACGCCGCUGGUGGGCUGGGCUGGGUCUCAGCGGCACCUCCUCUCUCCCUUCCCUACCCUGUCACUCUUCAGGGCGGUGGCACCACGUGACCCUGGCGGCCCGCCGUCCGGCUGAUCACGUGAUGGCCGCGGGCGCUGGGCCGCUCGCCGCGCCCUUGACGACGUUGGCGGCAGCGGCGGCGGCGGCGGCGGUGGCCAGUCUCUCCGGCACUCGCACCGCGACAACUCGCCAUGACCGCCAUCCAGACCGCCGUGUUCGCCGCCCUGCUGGCCACAGCGGCUGCCCAGCUGAGCGGCUGCGAGUACUCGGAAGGAGUACAAACGUACCCGGACCCCACCUCCUGUGACCAGUACUACAAAUGCACCAACGGCACGCUGACCCAGGAGCGGUGUGAAAACGGACUUCUCUACUCGGGCACCGGAGCUGUGCACGAGCACUGUGCCUAUUACUGGAAUGUCGACUGCGGCGACCGACCCAAUGAGCUGAAGGCCUCCCGGGACGGCGGCGCCUGCCCCUACAGCUUCGGCCUCUUCCCGUCAGGAGAGGGCUGCACCGACUACUUCGUCAAGUGCGCCUACGGCCAGCCGCAGCCGGAGCUGUGCGCCGAGGGACUGGCCUACGACGAGCGCACCCACUCCUGCAACUGGCCCGACCUGCUGCCUGAGUGCUCCGUCGGAGAUGCUGAGCAGCUGGUGGGCUACUCGUGCCCGGAGAAGAUCCCCGCCAGCUCGGCGUCGCUGCGUUUCGGUCAGUUCCCUCGGUUCGCCACCGGCCAGUGCGACCGGCUGGUGACCUGUGUCAACUACUACCCCCGCCUGACGCGCUGUGAGGAGGGCACCGCCGUCGACGAGAACUCGCUCACCUGCGUGGACGCUGCGCUGGUGCCCGGCUGCGGGUACCAGUAAAUAUACAGAGGAGGCCAGGAGCCGGCACCGCCGGCCACACUGCUUCCACAGUCCACCUGCAGAGUCCACAGUCCACCGACGGCUGUCCACAGUCCACCGGUGACUGUCCACAGUUCACCAGUGUAGAGCUGGCCUCUGGCUCCAUUCAAAUUUCCAAAGACCGGUAUUCGGUCCACCACGCCCGUAAAAUCAGAUGUGGCCCUCUGACUGUGGACCAGCAUCUAUUUUGAAUAUCAUCGUUGGUCAUAGAGGUCUAGGAUGGCAAUGGGUUUGUAAAUAUAUUAAAAAUAUGGCAAAAUAUACGUGUGUACUUUUGUA